GGAUGCUAUGAGAGGUUGCAGACUAGGAAAGAAAUGAAAGAAAGUCCUUUACUUUUUCCUAUGCGUCGUCUUUCUGCUCUUGAGUGAGCGUAGUGUCAAGGUCACCGUUGGGGGCAUUCUCUGAAUUUUGAUUUUUAGCUUUCCAGAUGAGCAUGAACCCACUUUGGAGGAUGUUUUGGAAGACCAAGACAACACUGAUGCUGCAGCUUAGUUUUUUUUUAGGAUUUAUAAUCUGUUGACCUUCUAUUUUAACAUAUGUAUCUAUUUUGAAAAACUCUAGCAUUUUCCCACGUGUUUUGUUUAUUUAAUUUCCUCUAGAUUUCGGGAUUACUGUAUUAACAACCUGAUUAACUUUCCUACUCUUCAACUGCUCUCUUUUAUUAUCAAUGUGGACAUCUUGAUUUUUAGACAUGUAUGGUAUAAAAUAGGGAUGUCACAACUUGGCCGGACGAUUUCGUGUCCCAAAUACUGAAACAUUUGGCGCCCACCGUGGGGCUCGAAAUUGUGAUUAACCCAGAAACGAACACAAUGGCAGAGUAGUUACAAUUACAGGUACUACAGGAGAUGCAAAGGCAGAUGUAGGAGAUGGGGGCGGAAAUAGCGGCUUUGCGAGCUGAACGAGAGAAUGGGGUAGGGGGACCUUCGGUACAGUCCGUGAAUGUGCAUACGGUCCAUUCCGGAGAUGGGGAGGCCAGUCAACGGCCGUCGGUUGAGGAAGUGGCGGGAGUAGACGGUGAGGGAAUUGGGGGAGGGGGUCGCGGAAGAGGGGUCGGUCGGGGAGAUGGGCCGAACGGGGGAGGGAGGGGGAGAGAUGUUCGAGGGAGGGGGAGGGGGAGAGGGGAAGAAAAUGUGGGGCGUGACCAGGGAAACCUUGAGGGGCGUAGGGAGUUUGUAGAGCAGAACCAACCGUUCGUAGAGGCUCUGGAGGGCGAGGAUCAGUUUGAUCAAGCUGAAGGGUUGCAUCCAUUUACUGCUAAUGUUAUGGGGGCAGUAAUGCCGGAGAAUAAAGUCUUUCCGUGGGUUGAGAAGUAUGGAGGAGCGUCUGAUCCGGUGAAGCACCUACGAUCGUUUGUGGAUGCCAUGGCGGUAUAUUCCUCUGAUGAGUUGGUCUGGUGCAGGGUGUUUUCCUUAUCCUUAAAAGAUGAAGCUUUAGAUUGGUUUCAUUCGCUGCCAUCUCGGAGUAUUGACGGUUUUGUUACUUUGAGGCAGUUGUCUAGCCAACAGUAUGCGUCAAAUCGUUCUCGGGGUUUGACAUAUACAGCCCUUGUCAGAAUGAAGCAAGGACGAGAAGAGUCAUUAAAGGGGUUCAUGGAGCGCUUCAACCGAACCGCUCAGCAGGUGAGGAAUGUUGACCAACGACUGAUAGUAAGUGCGCUCACGACUACGCUGAGGCCAGGACCUUUUGUGGAUUACCUGUACGAGGAGGAGCCCCAGUCGAUGGGUGAACUGCAGCACAGACUGGCAGGGUUUAUUCGGAUAAAGGAGGGGAGGUCGUAUCGGAGUGACCAGGGCGAAGAGGGGGCGUUAAGAGAGAAAUCGGGACGAGAUAGAAGAGGGGAGAAACGAUCGGUGGAGGGGGAGCAUAGGACGGCAGUGAAGCGAGGAGCAGAAAUGCAGAGAGCUCAGCAGUAUGUUCAUCACACCCCCUUAAGCGCUCCAAGGGUGAGGGUGUUGGAGGAGGCUUUGAGGGCCAAUCUGCUAUCGGUGGCUCGGUCCCCCACUCCGCGAGGGGCUGAUGAAAGCAAGCAUUGCCGGUAUCAUCAGAACAUGGGGCAUUCCACCGAGGAUUGUGUCACACUGAAGGAUAAGCUGGAGAGCUUGGUGCAGGCUGGGCAUUUGAGAGAAUUCGUUCAGAGAGUGAAUUCUCGUCCUAGGGGGGGCAGGGGGGCCAAGGAAACCGUCAACCGGCUGCGCGGAGAGAACCGUUGA
Vigna radiata var. radiata (mung bean) is the source of this 1929-nucleotide messenger RNA. RefSeq lists its product as uncharacterized. NCBI's taxonomy places the organism in Eukaryota, Viridiplantae, Streptophyta, Magnoliopsida, Fabales, Fabaceae. Bases 586 to 1929 code for a protein of 447 amino acids. The record is from RefSeq and is a predicted model, not a curated record. The transcript has 3 exons.